Triticum urartu is the source of this 1481-nucleotide messenger RNA. NCBI's taxonomy places the organism in Eukaryota, Viridiplantae, Streptophyta, Magnoliopsida, Poales, Poaceae. The record is from RefSeq and is a predicted model, not a curated record.
UCAGGUGCCACCUAGUCGGGGCUCACUAUGUGGCUUCCCGAGCUCGGUCUACGGCCUCCUCGACAUCCAGUGUUCUCCAUCGUCGACCCCCACCGCCACUCCGCCAGGACCACCUUCCUCUCCACCAACGACGCUGCCGACCACCUGUCCGCCUUGGAUCCGUCCAUUCAAUGGGUGGCCGCUGCCGCAUCUGCUCGGAUCCGGCUGCUCGGUGGAGAUCCACGGCGGGAGGUCGAGGAGGUUGCUAAACCGGGAGGUCACCGCACUUCAUGGUGGUGGUGCUCCUCGUCGUUGUCCUCCAGCCCCUGCUGCUGAUGGUGCUACGGCCAGCUGCGGCCCCUCCUCCCCCGACAUCGCAGACCCAACAGAUCGAAGUGGCGUGGCCCGAGCAGACAGUUCAUCUCAUGGCGGCGCGGCGCAGAGGAAGGCGUGCGGGGAACGGGGAGGGGCGGAGAAGGGGUAGGGUGAAGAAGGGGUCGAGCGGGAGCAGAAGGAGAUCAAGGUCGUGGGGGCGGGGGAAGACGAAGGUGGAGGGGGAGGAUGGUUCUUUCGUGCUCAACAUCGGGUGGUCGGCGUUGUGGUUCCUGACGAGAGAUGCAGCCCGUGAGCUCCCUGAAUGUUGCUUCUUGGUGCACAACAGCUUGAUUAGCUGUAAAAAGUAGUUGUUCUUUUGGACUUGGUCUCUGAACGCCGGGUGUGUGAGGUUGUUGUGUAUUCUUCGCCUGUGCACUGUAAUACAUAAUUUAGCCAGCAGGAAGGUGGGUUCAGUUCAGCUCUUUUCUUGCAGUAGUAUAUUUAUAUUCAGUGCGACGCCGUGUCAUCACUGGAAAGCAACUAGAACGAUGUCAUCAACGAGAAGCCAUGCAAAGUUGCACAACCAUGUUUUUUUAAGUUGCACAUCCACUGUCAAGCAGUUGGCCAAAGCAAUUGUCGAAGUUGCACACUCUCGUCCGUGUAGUCACACACGCAUAGUCAUGGAGGUGCACACGCGUUGGCAUAGACGCACGUACAUAGUCGCGCAUGUGCGGUCAUGUAAAUCAUGUUCAUGCUGUGUGUGUGCGCGCGCGCGCGUGUGUGUGGUGUUUUUGAUUGCACACUCAUAUGUGCCCAGUUGUCAAGAGUAUGCAUUUGUACUGGAGUUUGCAAAUCAAAAUGGUACAUAUCCUAGUUGGCUUAGCCAAAAUUAUGCAGUUACAUAGGUAAGGGCUAUCUAGUUGCACAGUUGACGGCUAGUUUAGUUUUGGCUCCGGUGCCUAAAUCAUGUUAGGCAGUGUGUAUGCUGAUUUUUUUAAUUGCACACUCAUGUGUGCCCAGUUGGCCAUACAGCAUAUCAAGUUGCACACAUUCAUUUUGUUUUAUAGGUGUGCUUUGGAAAAUUAUCAUGAGUUGCUUACCUCAUGACAUUUUUUAUAUAAAUUGUUUUUUCCCAUUUUUCUUCUAUGCAUUUGGUUGCUUCGACUAAUUUGUUUGUUUGCUUUUUU